CAUGAUUCUUUUAUGAAAGUUAAAAUACGAUAUGUAUACGGUACACUAUUAAGGAAAGAAAUUCGAUCGUUUCCGGGUCAAAACGCGAGGGUUGACAGGUAUGCCAAUAUCGUUAACGCUAUUUUACCAUUGAUGCAGCAGAUUGAAAAUUUUCUGCGUCACAUCCGGUUACAUGGUCCUUUUUUUGUUUUCCCGUAUCCGCCAUUUCAGUUUUUGAACUUAGUUGACAUCGGCCGUUGUAGUAUAUGUGGAAUUCUGACCCUUAACUUGUAAUUUAUCUAUCAAUAGAGCCAAAUUCUCGUCUUUAACGUAACGAGAAUCAUUUUGUUUUUUCUUUAGAGGUUGUGAGUCAGUGAGUUGAUGCCCAAACGGCCAUCUGCGGAUGUCGUCUGUUUCCUAAACGUGCUCUCGGCGCUAAAGUUUUGUAUGAGUUGAAGGAUCGGUGUGUGGAUCACGGGAGGGAGAGCAGGAAAGGCCCGGUGACGCCUCGAAUUCGGAGUGCUUAUCAUGGCCGGUAAUUUUGACGCUGAGGACCGCGGCAGCUGGUACUGGGGUCGGCUAAGUCGGCAGGAGGCAGUGUCUCUAUUGCAGGGGCAGCGGCACGGCGUGUUCCUGGUGCGGGACUCCAUCACUAGCCCCGGCGACUACGUGCUCUCGGUUUCCGAGAACUCCAAGGUCUCGCAUUAUAUAAUCAACAGCAUCAGCAAUAACCGGCAGUCCGGGCCAGCAAGUCUGUCUCAUCCGAGGUUCCGUAUUGGCGACCAGGAGUUUGAUGCGCUCCCUGCUUUGCUGGAGUUCUACAAAAUCCAUUACUUGGAUACCACCACCUUAAUAGAACCCAUCAACAAGUCCAAACACACCUCCUUUAGCAACGUUGGUCCAGGUGGAGCCCCUCCACCCCGCCUGGAAGAUGAAUACGUCCGGGCACUUUUCGAUUUCCCUGGCAACGAUGAGGAGGAUCUUCCGUUUCGGAAGGGUGAUGUUCUCCGCGUUCUCGAGAAGCCAGAAGAACAGUGGUGGAACGCUCAGAACUCUGAGGGCAGAGCAGGGAUGAUCCCAGUCCCGUACGUGGAAAAGUACCGACCCGCAUCUCCGAAUGCGGCGGUUGCAUCUGGCGUACCAGCGGGCCCACCUGGAGGAGUGGGAAUGUUGGGGAACUCUGACGGCUCUGCAGCCCAGCAUGGCGCACCACUACUGGGUGAUCCCAGCCAGUAUGCCCAGCCUACCCCCCUACCCAACCUCCAGAAUGGACCUGUCUAUGCCAGGGCCAUACAGAAGAGGGUGCCCAAUGCCUAUGACAAGACUGCCCUGGCUUUAGAGGUGGGCGAUAUGGUGAAAGUGACCAAAAUUAACGUCAACGGCCAGUGGGAGGGCGAAUGUAAAGGAAAGUGUGGUCACUUUCCCUUCACGCACGUCAAACUGCUGGACCAGCACAACGCCGAGGAUGAACUCAGCUGAGAGUGGACUCACGGGUGCAAAUCGGACACUAGUUAUAGGACCCCCCCCUCUUUUCCCCCCCCGAUCCUCACGGCCACCACCUUACACCUGAUACCUCCACCAAGUACAAUUUGUCAGAGUCAGGAUAAAAAAACUACAAAGCGACAUGUUCCUGACAGCCCACCACCUCCUUCAUGGGCAUUUUGUAACAUUUCUUCCUCGCUAUCCUGUCACUCCUCACAGAACUCAGCCAUUUCCUCAUCCUGUGUUUGAGCUUGUAGAUAAUGAUUCACUCCUCAAUGACCUCCGUGUUACGCCCCGGUGGAAACCAGUACAGUCAUAAAAAACAUAAAGACGUUCCAGUAUACAGGUUAGACACAAUGGCAGGAAUGACACAGGGCUUAAGUUGACAUUGUCACAAUUUCCCCCAAAAGAUCAGUGAAGAAAGAAUGAAUGAAUGAACAAAAUGUACGCCUACGCUCAAGAUGGGUGUCCUUGAAGGUGUACAGAUUAGCCUUGGCAGAGGUCUGCACUUUACUGAAUGUCACUGGGACUGUAUGCAGCAGGUUCCUCCACCAGCCGACAGGGCGCCAACUUACAAAGAUACUGCAGCACGAUGUCCCGCCUCUUCCUGCUUUUUGAGUAGAGCCGUAACACACGCACGUGCACUAGCUAUGCCUGUCAGCUAAUGGUAGCAAUAUAGAAACUUUAGCUAUCACUGAAUAGUGUAGCCUAUCAUAACCAUGCAAUGACUCCAAAUUGUCGGUCGUUUCACCGAGACUGCUUUUGUGUAUGUGCACGUGCAACAGAAUUUACAACAAUGCGGUUUAACUUGUGAUAGUGAAACCAAUCUUUUUUUUUCGACAACUUAUUUUAGACCACUCAUUGGUAGCUUAUGCUAGCCAUUUUUUUGGUUUCAAAAUAUGGAAUUUGGAGCGAGUUGCAUACAGUCCCUUUUAAAGUACAACAGAACCCGCUUAAGUCGACAAUCAAGUCCCGGUCCCGUUGUUGUUUUUAUUACUAAAAAAAAAAAAAAGAGCACGCUUCAGUUGACGUCGGCAUAUGUCGUCAUCAUGAAAUUUGAGAGCCACAGGGGUCAUUUCUAUGAAAAAUUGGUCCGUUUAUGUCAACAAUGUGUUAUGCUAUUGUUAACUUCAUCAUUAUGUCUUGUGUUUAUUUGUUUUUUUUGUUUUUUUUUGCAAAAGCAGAUUUGUGGUUCUGUCAAACCCCAAAAAAACAAAGGAAGAAGGGUGGGAGGGGCAACAGGAAAGGAACUUCCACUUAACAUUCAAAGCUUAGGCAAAAAAUAUGGUAAAAAAAAAGAUGAAAAACCAUGUCAACAAACCAGCGUAGGUUCAAAACUCCUUGAUCGUCGCACAUUCCCCUAAUGCCGCAGACCAAAGUCAACCAAUCCGAAUCAAUUUUGAUCAUUUUUUCUGUAGAACUUUGGAAAACAGAGUCUGAAGGUCUAGUUCGGGUUUCUCACAUCCUGACUUGUCGGGAGAACUUUUAAUUCCCUGUUGGCCGCAUGUGAGAUUAUAAAAAUGUCAUGAAAUGACCAAGGAAUUCUGAAGUCAGUCACUUAUUAUUUGGCUCAUUCUACUUUAAAAAAAGAUAAGCAAACUUAUCGGCGUAACAGCUUCUAACAGCCGAAUGAAAAUCCAAGCCAGUAGAGCAUGUACAGUAUUGUUUUGUAUUGCAACAUUUCAUUAGGGAUGACAUUUUUCUAAUGCACCUUUGGAAAAAUAGAAUGAUAAGGUAAAUGAUUCUUAUUUUGAAGGGGGUGAUAGACUCUCUUAAUUGCUUGAACUCCUCUUCCUCGAUUAAGCGGAUUUAUGGUGCCAUGGGAACAUCCCGAGCAGACCAAAAAGUAGUCGUUGGUCAAUAUCCAUCCUUUCCAUUUUCUAUACCAACACAGGUGACUCCUUUAUUCACAACUAAAGGUAAUUUUACGACUACAUACUCGAUUAACCCAACAUUCAUUUUUGGGGAUGUCGGAAGAAACCAAAGUACCCUGAGAAAACCCACAUUACACGGACACUGAGAUUCUACUACCCCCACUGUCCUGCCCUAAUUAAUAAGCAAUUAAAGAAUGGCCAGUAUUAACCACAAUUUCACUGCAGCAACUACCAAAAUGUAAUUUCAUUUUUGCACAUUUCCAAAAGCUUUAUUGUCAUUCAAGGGCAGACAUAAAACAAAAUUGCUGCAGCGGCUCUGUUAGAGCAGAUCAAAAAUAACUAACUCCAUUCUCCUUACAUCUCUGGCAAAAAAUCAUAAAAAUGUGCAUGCAAAUUGCUAGUUUAUGUUCACAACUGCUUAUUUUGACAUAAAUGUGUUUCACUGUACUAGUAACAGAUUCCGGGCAGUGUGGCUGUGGUCAACCUCACUCUCUAAACGUUAAGAGCCGCACUGGGUGUUGACUUAAUAAUCUUGGCCUUUAGCUUGAAGCCUCGCCCUCUCGACUCUCAUUCUGAAGGACCCUGGUUCAAACAGCAGGAGUAAUAUUCAAAUAUCAUAACCACAGAAUGAAGCCCCGUACCUCAUUUUAGCAUUCACCUUCCCAGCAGUAGUAAGGUUGUUUUUACGUGGUCAUUAGGAUUUCAUGUUAAACUUUUUUUUCAGUUAUUGUUUUAUGUAGUUUUCCUCACACCUGAUUUUGAUUGGAGAUGUAAACAAUUUUACACACUGUGUACGGCUUGCAUGUGAUGUGAUCUUCAUGUUUACUUAUUCUCGUUUUAUUUUUUAGUGACUUUUCAUUUUCAAACCGCCAGCUUUUCUUUGGCCAGUUUGAGUCCCCUUCUAAAUUGACGUCCUCUAGGUCUUACACUCUUGACCUUCCUCACUCGUAUUACACAGGCAGGACUUGGUUCAAGAUCUUUCUGUCAUCCUGUGGGUGGAAUUAGAACAAUUAUUCGAAUGUCAAUAUCAGUGUUUUUGAGAUUAGAGAUGAUUUUAAACUGAACGCACUUAACUUUUUGCAUUCACGAACAGCCUGUUUUUUUAUUGAACUCUGCUCUCCCUGACCUCAUUUCGCUUUUCCUGAUGCUGUACGUUCUGUCACGAUUGUGACAUGCAUAUAGGCCUUUUUUUUUUAGAAUGGCAUCAAAAUCAAUUUAACUGACUGACUUGUGACGCCGGAUUACCAAAUUAAGGCCAUCAAUAAGUAUUAUUAAUAUUUAUGCAAGAAGUCACACAUGCAAAAUGCCACUGGGAACUGUCAAUGUCACUUGUGUCAUUUUAUUAAAACACUAUAUUCUUUUGAGAUUGUCAUUAACUUUUCAUUUUCUGUAGCAUGUGAUGUGUUAAUAUACUAGUAAAUAAAGUAAAACCCAU
Doryrhamphus excisus (bluestripe pipefish) is the source of this 4770-nucleotide messenger RNA. RefSeq names its product CRK proto-oncogene, adaptor protein (gene crk). Gene Ontology annotation, molecular function: receptor tyrosine kinase binding; signaling adaptor activity. Gene Ontology annotation, cellular component: cytoplasm. NCBI's taxonomy places the organism in Eukaryota, Metazoa, Chordata, Actinopteri, Syngnathiformes, Syngnathidae. The record is from RefSeq and is a predicted model, not a curated record. Gene Ontology annotation, biological process: enzyme-linked receptor protein signaling pathway; cell migration.